Symbiodinium sp. CCMP2456 is the source of this 3198-nucleotide messenger RNA. The record is from the annotation of a GenBank genome assembly. Lineage: Eukaryota; Dinophyceae; Suessiales; Symbiodiniaceae.
AUGAUGAUCCCUCCAGAUGUGGAUGCACGAGUCACCGAACUGCUGGCCGGUGCUUCCACUGGCGACAAGCUUGUCAACACGGUGCACCAAAUCAUGGUGUUGUUCCGCGAGCAUGGCCUCGUCACUUCGAUGCGAUUGGUGCCUGCAGCUGUUGGGGUGCAUCCCAAGAACAGGGAUGGCACAGGCCUGAACAGUGCAGAUGUGCACACUCUGCUUUCCAACCUACUUGAAGUAGGCUUCGUUGCAGAAAGAACGCACUGUGUCGCGAUCGAGCCUGCGAACGAGCAAGAGCUCGAUUGGAACAAUCAGCUCGUUGGCAGCUGCCAAGGCCUCUUGGGCACCAUGAAGCCACAGACCUUGAAGGCCUUGAGCCUCUGUGGCAGCCAUACGAAUUUCGCACUCCGCAUCGUCGCAGACGGGGCCCCUCACGAGGGCCCCGAGAGCCACAGGGUCACCGUUGGAGGCCACCUCGAUGUGGCACUGGUGGCCAAGGUGGAUGCAGCCCUAGCUGAACACGUCCAGAAGGGGUUGAACUGGGAGGUUUUGUCCUCAUCCAUUGGCCUUCGAUGGCCGGAGCUGCUGCAAAUGAUCCAAGCGGCGGGAAAUGCUACACUCCAAAAGUCGGAGUCCGAGCUGCAAGUCCUGCGAAAGACCUUCCAGUUGAUCGUUGCACAGCAAAAGGCCGGCAUCCCACUGGACUUUAACAUCAUCAAAAAGAAGGCCCUGUCAUCUCGGCCUGCAUGUGGCAGUUCCUUCGCUCACCUGUACCAGUUCGCCCUGAAGUAUUGUGGAGGAGUCGAUGGCAAGUUCUUGGCUGAGACAGAGCAGUAUGUGAGGGCCAGGGGCUCCACGACAGCUCUGGGCGACAAGGUGUGGGAGGCCAUCUGCCACGAAAUCAAAGGCAGCAAGAACCAGGCGGCCUUCUUUCGACACGGCUUGCUGAAAUCGGCUUUGACAGGCAUGCAAAUGAGUGCGACGGAGGUGAAGCGAGUUUUCAGCAAUACCUCCAUGGUUGGCAAGGCACUGAAGGCCGAUGGUCUGAUGUCCGAGCUGCGAGGGUUGGUUGGCUCUCAUGUGAAUCUCCAUGACCAGAACUUCGUCAAUGUGUUCGCUGUGGUGGGGCAUGCAGAGUCGAUCCCAAGUGCAUCGGCAAGCACCGCUAAGCCCGUAGAUCGGUUGGUCGAACUGAAUGCUGAUGGAUCCUUGAAGACCCCAGGGGCCAUUCUGGAGGCCAUGAACAUGAAGGUGGGCUCAUGCAUUCGCCGUCGCAAAGACAAAAUGGAGUGCGAGAUUCUCGCAAUCGACCAUGCUGUGAAGCUGAAGAGUGAAUGGCUCGUUUUCACUCGCAAGGCAGAAGUUCAUGGAAUCGAGGAUCUCGUUCCAUUCGGACCCCGGUCAGUCCACCCGGAGUUCGCAACAGCCAAAACGAUUGCAAUGAUCCACAUGGAAAUCCAUGCUCUGGUUGACACCCAUGACAUGCAUGACACGAUGGCGAAGUUGAAGUUGCACAUUCGCCCCACCAAACUGCUGGCCAAGACGGCUGUGGCCAAGGGCAAGCUCAUGCUGGUGCCCUUCAGCUCGAAAGUGCUUUCCCGAAGCAGCAGCGAGCCAAUGCAGGGAGGUGUCGAGGUAACCUUGAAGAAAGGUUGCCAGGAUCGUCGGUUCUACAUCGCUGCAUCCAACGUGAUGCCGAAAGCAAGCGAGGAGGCCCCGGACGACCUCGUGGGGUUCUUGUCGCCAUUUUUCUUGGUCCAGACUGUAGAGGACGAGACCAAAGCCAACAUGACCAUGGUGCUAUCCGGAACCAAGCAAUCGGAUGUUCGGAUCCCGAUGCUGAAGAACUCGGUGGCUCUGACUGCCGGGCAAGAGUUGCUUGUGCACAAGGAGAAGGCCGCCAGGCAGGAGGACCCGCUGGAGGCGGCCUCACCCGAAAGAUACUUGGAUUCCAAGUAUGGACUUCGCUGCAAAACCUGGGUCCCCAAGCAAAAGGAAGUGAACGACGGCACGUUUCUUGCUCUGUCCAAAUGGGACAGACAAUGCAUCCUCGCCUUCACAGAUAGGGCAUUGGACCUGAGGGCAAACAAGGACGGUGGGAGCUUGAACUCGGAGGUUUGGGCCGAGCUCAUUGCAGCUCGACAAGAGGUCGCCAAUGAUGCCAUCGAGGAGGCUUUCAAGACGGAGGACCAUGAGCAAGAGAAGGGGCACAAGAAAGCCAAGGUACUCAGAGCUUCGUCGAAACACGACUUUAUGGCUCCUCCGAUCCUCACCGUGCACUACAAGGGGCAUGCCUUUCGUGUGCUGUACGAGGGUUUGGGAGGCAACACGUUGUGGGUCGAGGCUAAGGAGGCCAAGGUUAAGAAGGCAGCGAAGUCCCCGAAGAAGCGACGACAGUUGCACAAGGCAUUCACAGGCCACUUCAGGCACUUCGGUAGGAUGGUCAUCCUCAGUGCCUCGAUGGCCGGGGACGACGAGGAGGAGAUGGCCCUGUUCGUGGAGCUUGACCUCCUGGAGAGCUUCCAUCCAAUGAAGAGAGGCUGGCAGUUCUGGAAAGACGGGGACUGGAAGGAGUCCGGGCUUUCCUUGCUGCAGAUCCUGCAGACGGAUGACGAGGUGGAGGAUCUCGAUGCAACGGCCGAGCCGACCAAGCCGAAAGAGAAGUGGGUGCUGAAGGAUAAAGCACGAGUCUCAGUGAAGACGAAGGCGAUGCCCAAGAAGAAGGGUCAGCAUGCUUCUUCUGCCAUGAACUCGGACAAGCCCAUGAUGGACCCGAAGCCCAAGACCAAGCAGCUCAAGGUUAUGCAGGGGAAGGCACCGUGGGCAGGCCAGAAAGGGCCGCUUAAGCGGCCCUUACCUGAGGAGAUGCUGAAGCAAGACGGCAGUGGUCGAGGGAGCUACGUCCGUGGCUUCCUGGACAACGGGGGCCAGUAUUGGGCCCCCGGGUCCGGCCGUGCGAGGGCGAGGACCCGGGGCCGAGGUGGUGCUGGGAAGCAGGCGGCUGGAGAUGGUGGCCACACUCCCAUGGACAACCGCUUGGUGGACGGCCUUCUGCAGUUGGCAGAAACGGUCAACAUUCAGGCACAGGUGCCAUGGAAGAGGCAAGCCCGUGGAUUCCUGAUGGCUGUUCUCGCCACCUCUGUGGGAACAGCUGCAGAUGAGAUGGCUGAAGCGGGCAGCCUGCAAGGCUUUCGUGCUGGUUAA